AGAUGUACACGUAGGUGAUAAAGUAUUAAUAAAAGAACAGCAUAAAAAAAUACAUUAUGUCUUAAUUGGUCAGGGCCGUACGAGGUUAUAAUGGUUCAUGAUAAUGAAAACAUAACCGUUAAGAAAGGCCGGCGUGAUUAUCGCAUACACAUAAACAAUAUUAAACCGUCAAUGAAUGACCAUAUAUAUAUAUAUAUUAUAUAUACAUGUAAUUCCGAAAUAUACAUAUAUAUAGAUAGCCAUAAAAAUUAAUCAGUAGUUACGAUCAUUGUUAUUAUUUUGUUUUAUUAUUAUCAACAUUAUUAUUAUUUUACUAAGUAAAUGUGGUAUUUUUUUUGUGUUUUAGGGACAACAGUCACAAAUUAUUGUUAUUGAUUUCGAGUUCACCGUGUUAGAAAAUAACAAACACGUAUUAAUCUGCGGAGCGUUAUCUAAUAGUUUGGACCGAUUUAAAGUAAUAAAAUUGGAAGGACCUCCACUACUUUUAACGGACUCAUCCGUUAGACCAAUCAAUGAGAAGGAGCAAACGUGUUAUACGAUUCCACGACGAAAAAUUACCACAUCAACCCGGGUUAUAUUACGAGAACCACGGAACAGUAAAUAUUGCGACAUCUAAGUGGGAUUUAACGGCAUUUGUCGAUCUUAAAAAAUACAAUGAUCAAUGGGAUAUGAGAAAUAUGACAACCUCAUUGACGAGCUUGGACGUGAACUGGCUUCAAAAUUUGUCUCUGCAAUCCACAGAUAUAUCAGCCGUGUCAUUGUGCCGCGUGGAGUUGGCGGAGUUUCAGAGUGUUUGCGAGAAUUGGACACGCUUAUUGAGCGAUACCCUUCCAAUCACUUCUAUAUCAUUGCCGAACAUGGAGACCACGUCCACGUCAGUCAAGUCUGCGGCUACUUGAGAGGAUCUUGUAGGUGCUCCUUCCUCGUAUAGAUAACAUUUUAACUAACGAUUCAAUCAUUAAAACAAAAAACCAUAUAAGACCAAUAGAAUAUAGGACGGAUAUAUAAAUAUGUAAUAAAUGUAAUGUCAAAUUUUAUAAUUUUAGGUAAUAGCUUAAGUAUUUUAACCACAAAAAUACAUAUAUAAACAUGUAAUAAUUAUAAUAAUUAAAUUAUAUAAAUGUAACAAAAUACGUAUAUUAACCACACAUAUAUGACCGCCAUGUACUAACACUAGACUGAGAAGAAAAUGUAAAACAAAAGAAACUAUAUACUUAUAUAAAAAAAAAAAAAAUGUACUAAUAUCUAACUACUAUUAUAUUACUAACCAAAUGUAUCACUAUUUUAUAACCAAUGUAUCACUAUU
Molecule: messenger RNA, 1306 nt
Organism: Metopolophium dirhodum (rose-grain aphid)
Lineage: Eukaryota; Metazoa; Arthropoda; Insecta; Hemiptera; Aphididae
Exons: 3
Coding region: 513-899 (128 amino acids)
Source: RefSeq, a predicted model, not a curated record